UGGAGGUAGAAUACUUCGGAGCGCCGUUAUACAUCAAAGAUGGCGGCUUGCCCACUGCAUACAAACUUCAUCAGUUCCACUUCCACUGGGGUGCCGAAGACGCCCGGGGAUCAGAACAUUGCAUAGACGGGGACCAUUUUCCGAUGGAGAUGCACAUCGUACACCACAGAAACCACACCGGUUCCACUAAUGUGGCGACACAUCAACAUGGCCUCGCAGUUCUUGGAUUUUUAUUUAAGCUUGUCGACAAAGAUAAUGAAAAUCUUAAUGAGUUUCUUCUGGAUCAUUUCUCAAAAAUAGCAACACCAGAGAGAAAAACAGAAAUCCCAGCCUUCGCUCUGUCCAAAAUUCUCCCUGACAUCGCCGAGCUCGACUUUUAUCGUUACAACGGAAGUCUGACCACGCCCCCAUGUUAUGAGACGGUCAUUUGGUCGGUAUCGACACAGUUUAUUUAUAUCUCGGAGUCGCAAUUGAACACCUUCCGGGACCUGUACGGCGACGAACAGCAGCAUCUAGUCGAUGACUUCCGACCCUUGCAGGAGCUCAACCACAGGGUCGUCUACACCACGGAUGAAGAGAUCUCCGUGGAAAACCCUAGAAACUCCGCGGUCACAGGAAGGACAAAAAAUGUGUUGGCCAAUAUACUAAUUUGUUGCGGUCUUUAUUUAAUAUAA
Molecule: messenger RNA, 674 nt
Organism: Physella acuta
Lineage: Eukaryota; Metazoa; Mollusca; Gastropoda; Physidae
Product: carbonic anhydrase 4
Cellular component (GO): plasma membrane
Molecular function (GO): zinc ion binding; carbonate dehydratase activity
Source: RefSeq, a predicted model, not a curated record